This is a messenger RNA of Lycium ferocissimum, 1481 nucleotides long. RefSeq names its product inositol-tetrakisphosphate 1-kinase 1-like. The coding region runs from base 80 to 1153 and encodes 357 amino acids. Gene Ontology annotation, cellular component: cytoplasm. Gene Ontology annotation, biological process: inositol trisphosphate metabolic process. The record is from RefSeq and is a predicted model, not a curated record. Gene Ontology annotation, molecular function: inositol-1,3,4-trisphosphate 5-kinase activity; magnesium ion binding; ATP binding. The transcript has 2 exons. NCBI's taxonomy places the organism in Eukaryota, Viridiplantae, Streptophyta, Magnoliopsida, Solanales, Solanaceae.
CAUAUCGAAAAAAAAAAAAACCUAGCUAUAUAAUCCUUUUCAAAAUAAUGUGAUUUUGUUUUCAUUAGUGAAAAAAAAAAUGAUUCGAUUCAGUAUAGGUUAUGCUUUAGCACCGAAAAAGCAAGCUAGUUUCAUACAAGUAUCGCUAGUUAACUUAGCGAAAGAAAAAGGAAUCGAUCUAAUUAAGAUCGAUAUGGAUAAGCCUUUAAUCGAACAAGGACCGUUCGAUUGUGUGUUACAUAAGUUGUACGGUCAGGAUUGGAAGAAGCAAUUGGAAGAAUAUGCUUUGAAAUAUCCAAAUGUUUUGAUUAUUGAUUCGCUUGAUGCUAUUGAGCGGUUACAUAAUCGGAUUUCCAUGCUUCAGGUAGCUACUGAGCUGGAAAUUAAGUGUGAGACGGUGUCAUUUGGGAUUCCUAAACAGACUGUUGUUUAUGAUGCGAAAAUUGUAUCGGCGAGUUACCUUGAGAGUGAAGGAUUGAAGUUUCCGGUGAUUGCGAAACCUUUGGUGGCUGAUGGAAGUGCGAAAUCGCAUAAGAUGCUGUUGGUGUUUAACAAAGAUGGUUUGAGUAAAUUGAAACCACCUAUAGUUUUGCAGGAGUUUGUGAAUCAUGGUGCUGUGAUUUUUAAGGUAUAUGUGGUUGGUGAUUAUGUGAAAUGUGUGAAGAGGAAGUCGUUACCUGAUGUGACCGAGGAGAACAAGUUAGAGAGUUAUUUGUCAUUUUCACAGGUUUCGAAUCUGAACACUUGUGAAAAGAAUGAUGAUAAGUACUAUAAGCUGAUGAAUUUGGAUGAUGCUGAAUUGCCACCGUUGAGUUUUUUGACGGAUAUAGCGAGAGGGCUUAGACGAGCUACGAAAUUGUAUUUGUUCAAUUUUGAUUUGAUUAGGGAUAAUAGGGUUGGAAAUAGAUACCUUAUUAUUGACAUUAACUAUUUCCCUGGGUAUGCAAAGAUGCCGAAUUACGAGAGUGUGAUGACAGACUUUUUCUGGGAUGUGUUGAAUAAGAACGAUAAGGGUUUCGAGAGUUUAGAGAAGAGUAGUUGUGAAAAGGAGGUCAGGAUGUUAGUUGGGAAUAAGGGGUAUGGUGAGGAUGAAGGGACACUACCGGUUUCACCUCUUAAGAGGGAAGAAAAGGAUAACACUAUUCAGGUCUAAGGAGGCUUGCGGAUGGACAAGGGUCGAUCAGAAGAUUUGCUCGAGAUAUGAACUGUUUCGCAGGUUACUGUUAAAACUGAAGGGUUAUUUUUAGGUAGGGAGUUAGUACAGCAGUGAAUAAGUAGGUUCCUGAUAUGGCCUUCUGAAGGCACAUUGAUGGUGUUCUUUGUUGAAACAUGUACAUUCUAUCUUUGCAGUCGAGAUAGGUACUUGCAGAUACUCUUUUCUAGGAAAGUUGUUUUCUUAAAGGCAAUUGUACUUCAACAGGAACAAUAUUUCAAUAUGUGCCUUUAACAACUUUAAUCAAUGAAUUUUUCUGUAUUCUUAA